Humulus lupulus (European hop) is the source of this 2224-nucleotide messenger RNA. RefSeq names its product zinc finger CCCH domain-containing protein 32. The transcript is spliced from 7 exons. Gene Ontology annotation, molecular function: mRNA binding; metal ion binding. The record is from RefSeq and is a predicted model, not a curated record. Lineage: Eukaryota; Viridiplantae; Streptophyta; Magnoliopsida; Rosales; Cannabaceae. Bases 347 to 1783 code for a protein of 478 amino acids.
GUACGGAAAACACAGUCCCGAAUAAAAAAAUUAAAUUAGAAAAAAAAAAAGAGUGUGAGUGAGUGAGCAAAGCCAAAAAGCCCAAUACCAGACCGUACGGUCUUGGUGAGUGAGGGAGAGCGAGAGCGAGCUUAAGCUCCAUUUCUACUGUAAGAUUAUUAUCUCUUCUGUCUCGCUAGUUCGCUUCGCUGAAAGCCUCACUCGAUCGAGCUCUUGGAUCCUUCUCGAAGACUUAAAAACUUAUUAGAGUACUGUAGGAAGUUCCUCCUUUGUUUCCUGUUCGUACAGUUUGGUUUAGUGUACAGAGAGAAGAAGAAAAAAACCCCAAAAAAUAAAGCUCAUUUCCAUGGAGUUGUACGGCCGGAGCCCCGCGAGGAAUGGGUCAAAUCCCGGGCAACAGCCGGAAUGGAGCCCGGAUGUUGGCGAAACCGGGCUUGAAGAAUCGAUGUGGCAAUUGGGGCUGACUGGCGGCAGCGGUGGCGGCGAAUCGUACCCGGAGCGUCCCGGCGUGCCGAACUGUGUGUAUUAUAUGCGAACUGGUUAUUGUGGAUAUGGUAACCGGUGCCGCUACAACCAUCCCCGUGAUCGUGCUGCGGUGGCAGCAGCUGUGAGAGCUACCGGGGAGUACCCAGAGCGAGUGGGAGAACCUGUAUGUCAGUAUUACUUAAAAACUGGGACCUGUAAAUUUGGUGCGUCCUGCAAGUUCCACCAUCCGAAACAUGGAGGUGGAUCUUUGAGCCAAGCUCCACUAAAUGUUUAUGGAUACCCAUUACGACCGGGUGAGGCAGAGUGCUCCUACUAUUUGAAAACGGGGCAGUGCAAAUUUGGGUUAACUUGUAAAUUCCAUCAUCCUCAACCUGCCGGCGCCUCAGUGACGGCUUCUGCACCUCAAUUUUAUCCACCGGUGCAAUCUCCUUCAGUUCCCAUGCCUGAUCAAUUUGGGGGGCCAUCCACCAGCUUGAGGGUGGCUAGGCCUCCGUUAGUGCCUGGUUCAUAUGUUCAAGGGGCUUAUGGUCCUGUUUUAUUUCCUCAUGGAGUUGUUCCUUUACCUGGGUGGAAUCCUUACUCGGCACCUGUAAGCCCAGUGCUAUCUCCGGGUGCUCAGCCUACUGUAGGAGGAGCUUCUGUGUAUGGAGUAACACAUUUACCUUCUUCUACAGCUUCACUUGCAAGACCUUACUCCUCUUUACCCUCUUCUAUUGGUGCCUCAAGCAGUAGUCCAAAGGAACAAGCAUUUCCAGAGAGGGCUGGAGAACCUGAGUGCCAAUAUUAUUUAAGAACAGGGGACUGUAAAUUUGGAUCAUCAUGCCGUUAUCAUCAUCCACGUGAUCGAGCUGUGCCAAGGACAAAUUGUCUCCUCAGUCCAAUGGGCCUCCCCCUGCGUCCGGGUAUGCAACCUUGCACUUUCUAUUUGCAAAAUGGGCAGUGCAAAUUUGGUGCCACAUGUAAAUUUGAUCAUCCAACUAUGAGAUAUAGUCCAUCAGCCUCGUCUCUAAUUGAUAUGCCAGUUACUCCAUAUCCAGUUGGGUCAUUGCUGGCUACUCUGGCUCCUUCAUCCACAUCGUCAGAGCUUCGACCUGAACUAAUAUCAGGAUCCAAGAAGGAAUCUUAUUCAGCUAGAAUUCCUUCUUCUGGGAACACCUCAACUAGUUCAGUUGGUUUAAUAUUCUCACAGACUGGGCCUGUUUCACUCUCUGAUGUGCAACUUUCAAGUCAGAGUUCCGUUGCUUUAAGUAGUAGCAGAAGCACUAGACAAGGUGGUGAGGUUCGUCGUUCAAGCUAAUUAAACACAAGCCAUUCUCCAUUAUGUUCUAGGUGGGGGAAUUUCACCUGCCUGGUAUUAUGUAUGCUGUUUAUAUAUGUCGGUAAAUGUGUAGUGGUCAACUGUGCAAAGGUUUUUACAUCUCACAUUCAAGGUCAAGGUCAAGGUCAAGGUCUUAUUAUCUCUAUCAAACUACUCUGUUUAGUCUAUAUAAUAGGUUGUGGAUCAUUUAUGCUCAUUUCAUCUAUAUGCAGCCACCAAUGCUAUCUCAAAUAAGCUGCAAAGGCAGAUCUCUAAUGUACUGCUUCUCACUUCCAAGUAUUUAUGAUAGAAUUCAUUUAUAUCAGGUAAUGCAUUGUCUUAUAUAGAACUACUCUGGUCAUUGUGUAAUUGAAAGAAUCUCUAGUUAGUUUGUUCAUGUCUUUUUCCCCUAUUUUAAGAGUGGAUAUUCUGUUUUCAUCU